AUGGAGACAAACCUGAAGGCAUCGAGAUAUUUUACAGUGACACUGUAUGAUAAGGAUAAUUCAGAGUUUAAUAUGGCCGAGAUGACUCCAACAGGUAAUUUUUCACUUGGUACUUACAAAGUCUCGUUGAGAUAUCGGACUUGCGAUUGUGGAUACUUUCAGGCACUUCACUACCCAUGUCACCAUGUAGUUGCUUGCUGUGUAUAUUCCCGCCUGAGUUUGGCAACUUAUGUUCACAAGGUAUAUCGCCUCAGCACGGUGUUUAAUGUCUACCAGAUGAGAUUUAAUCCUCCCAUCCCAGAAAGCUUCUGGCCGCCUUAUGAUGGUCCUACCAUCAUCCCGGAUCCUAGUAAGAGACGUGCAUCUGAAGGUCGUCUGGGGAGCAUUAGAAUUCGCACUAGUAUGGACGAGGUUAAUCCAGAUCGACCAAAGCAGUGUGGGCUAUGCAGAUAG
Messenger RNA from Arachis ipaensis, 453 nucleotides. The record is from RefSeq and is a predicted model, not a curated record. NCBI's taxonomy places the organism in Eukaryota, Viridiplantae, Streptophyta, Magnoliopsida, Fabales, Fabaceae.